AUGGAUCCUAAUCACAAGUUUGGCUCUGAUGAUGGUGAGGGUCUAAAGGAUGUUCAUUCCUACAGAAGCUUGAUUGGGAACUUGUUGUAUUUGAUAGUCACUAGGCUAGAUAUUUCUUAUGCUAGUGGAGUUCUCAGCCAGUUUAUGCAAUCUCCUUGUAAGUCUCAUUGGGAUGCAGCCAUUCGGAUUCUUCGAUAUUUGAAGGGGGGCCCUGGGAAGGGGUUGAUUUAUCGACCUAAUAAGCAUAUGGAGCUUGUUGCCUACUCUAAUGCAGAUUGGGUAGGUUCAGCUAGUGACCGUAGAUCUACUACUGGAUAUUGCACGUUCGUUGGGGGAAAUCUAGUAACAUAG
This is a messenger RNA of Telopea speciosissima, 351 nucleotides long. RefSeq lists its product as uncharacterized. The coding region runs from base 1 to 351 and encodes 116 amino acids. The transcript has a single exon. Lineage: Eukaryota; Viridiplantae; Streptophyta; Magnoliopsida; Proteales; Proteaceae. The record is from RefSeq and is a predicted model, not a curated record.